UUUGCGAUGCCACGGUUAUGUGAUUUACACAUUUAAUGUUACGUUUCGAUAGAGUGUACGCCCAGUGUUAAGUUGACAAGAGUGUAAAUAUUGGAGUAGUGGAUGUGAGUUUUUGAAAGGCCUGUUUGCUUUUAUCAGCCAUUAUUUUAGGAAGAGUCUUGGAUUUUCAAAAAAACUUUUUAUGAAGUGCUACGGAAAACAUUAGGAAGCUAGUGAAACGAUGUCCCACCACAGUGAUGAUGGUAUGUUGAUUGUCUCUAGCGAUAGUUUUUGGGAACCGGGAAAUUAUAAAAGAACAACGAAAAGGAUAGAGGAUGGGUUCAGGCUUAGUAAUGAGCUGAUUCAGCUUAUCCAGGAGAGAAGUGAAAUAGAAAAGAGUUAUGGAAAGAGUAUCAGAGCUUGGGCAAAAAAAUGGAAUGAUAUUAUAGAAAAAGGUCCAGAAUAUGGAACUACAGAAGCAGCUUGGAAAGGGGUGCUGGUAGAAGCAGACAGACGUUGUGAAAUGCAUGUAAGGGUGAAAGAUAAACUCCAGAAUGAAGUUAUUCAGCAGAUCAAACAAUGGCAAAAGGACAAUUUUCACAAGUCAAUGAUGCAAUUGAAGGAGAAGAAAGAAAUGGAUGAUGCAUUUAAAAAGGCUCAAAAGCCAUGGGCUAAACUACUGGCCAAAGUGAACAAAGCUAAGUCUGACUAUCACACAGCAUGUAAAAAUGAGAAGUCAGCUCAGAAUCAAGAAAGAAAUGCCAAUGCUGAUACCUCAUUGUCUCCUGAUCAGGUUAAAAAGAUGCAGGAUAGGGUUGCAAAAUGUAAAGAUGACGUUCAGCGCACCAAGGAACGCUAUGAGCAAGCUCUUCGAGAGAUCAAUGAUUAUAAUGCAAAAUAUAUGGAAGAUAUGACUGUUGUAUUUGACAAAUGUCAAGAAUUUGAACAAAAGAGGUUGGAUUUCUUCAAAGAGAUGUUAUUUGGUAUUCAUGCCUGUUUGAACAUUUCGGAAGACCUAGAAUUACCACAGAUCUAUGAAGAGUACAAACAUACAAUACAGAAUGCUGAUGCUAUAAAGGAUCUCAAGUGGUGGUCACACAACCAUGGGAUAGGAAUGGCCAUGAACUGGCCGCAGUUUGAGGAAUAUUCCGAGGAAUUCCGUGAUAUAACAGGAAAGACGAAGAAGGGUGUAAUGCUUGAAGGUGGCAUCAUGCUUGUGAAUCAACAGAAACUCAAAGAAGACUUUCCAGAAUAUUCACCUGAAUUACAAAGUAUUUCUAAGAAGGAUAAAAGAGGAAAUUUCAGUGAUUCAGGCGUAAUGUUGACGAAUAUCAACCAUAGAAAAGAAAUUCCUUCAAAAGAUACAAAUAAAGAUACUUCAAACCGUAAUUCUGCUGUGAGCUCGAAUGGCCAAGAACAAAAUCCUUUUGAUGAGGAAAAUGAUGACUGGGAUGACUAUAAUAAUGAUGCAUUAGUUGAUAAUGGUGAACCUGGAGUGGCUGUCAGAGCACUUUAUGACUAUGAAGGAGCUGAAGAAGAUGAGUUAAGUUUCCAGCAAGGUGAAACAUUUGUGAAACUGGAAGAUGAAGAUGAGCAGGGUUGGUGCAAGGGACGUAAGGAUGGAAAAGUGGGAUUAUACCCUGCUAACUAUGUGGAACUUGUUCAUACUUAGACAGUAUGUCAUUCAGCAGCUUUUCUGUUGGCCCUAUGGGACCCAUAUGGAAUUCAUUCCACUCAGGCUCUUAUCCACCACCACCACCAGUAGCCACAGACAGUGAUCAUCUCAAAUUUCCCAUUCACUCGUGUCCUUAAAAAAAGUUUUGUGAACCUCUCUCAUGAAACUUCCUAUAGAGAAGUUCCCCAAGUUUCUGCUGAUACUUGUACCACCUGUAUGUUUGAAUUUUUGUGCAGAACUCCUGUAGUUUCUACGCAUACACCCACCUCCCCAAGAAAAAAAAAAUCUGCAUUGAGAAUAUUGGUAGAAAUCAAAAUAGUGUGGUUAUUUGAAUUCAGCACUGUCAAAAACGUUUAACUUCAAGAACCAUGUAACAAUUUAAUCCCAAUAUUAAAAAUGUGCAGCAAUAUUUUAAGCUUUUUUUUUCUUUCUUUUUAUAUUUUAUUAUGGAUAGUUUCUUAAUGAAACAUCAGGUAUUCCAGGGUUGUUGUUGUCAAAUAUAAACACCUUUAAUUUAUUGAAAAAAAAACUAAUAAAAGAACAAAAAAAAUUAAAUAAGACCUGCUAAUUGAGAUCUGUAUUUUAAAAGCAGCAGAUUUGAGGUUUCUCUGAUGUAUGAAUGUUUUAAAUGAAUAUAUAUAUAUAGAAUGAGUAGUGCUCAUAAAUAGUCAUAAGUGAUUAUGUCCAUACCUACAAAGUACCAGAUAGCUUUAAUAUAAUAUAAUACAGCUGUGUCAGAUCAGGCAUUAAAUAACUAUCAAGGCAGUUAAUCAGUAAAAAUAUUGAGGAGUGUUUGAGUAUUAAUUGAUUGUAAGAUAAUACCUUCAUUCAUAUAGUGAUUUUUUUUAUGUUUCAGUGAGGCUUUUCUACUAUUGUAUUAUUUGUUCUUUUUAUAUUAAUUUGAUUUUUGUAUUGGAAGAUAAAUUUUCUUGCAAAUCAUUUAGCUUGUGUAUGCGUUGAUUUAUGCCAUCUUUAAAGAUAAAGGGUAGCUUUUAGUUCAGCAUAAUAUUUAUAUGUUAGAUCGAAUGUCGUGUCAUUUUUACUAUUUUUCAUAAGGAGAAUCACUAAAAACAGCAAAUAGAACAAUAUAAUAGAUCUGGUGAAAAUUUUUCUUUGAUAUUUUGUUUAAUUAUUCUUGCUGUAACAACGUAAAUAAGCAUUCGUCUGUUCAGCAGUGAGGUAGAUGAAGUCCUUUACGUUUGUAACUCAAAUUGGUAAAAUAAUAUGUGAAGUGUACUAGUAUAGUGUUGUAAUUAAACUUUGCCGAAAAUAACUUUUAUAUCUAAUGUUUAGAUACAAUAACAACAAAGAUCUUCCUGUAUACUGAAUACAUAGUUAUUGCUGUUGAUCAUAGUUAGCUGCAGCUGAUAUAAAUGGAUAUUUGGGUAAAUCCAUGAAUAAGAUGCUUAUUUUAAAUACCUUAUACAUGUAUGAAACUUAAAAAUAUUGUAUCUACAUUUUGUAAAUCGAAGUACGAAUGUGUUUUGUUGUGAAGUAAGCAAUACUCGAAAACAUGUUAAAAUUGUAUAGUUUUCUUACAAAACACUUCAUGUUAUUUCAAAAUUAAUUUGGCAAAAAGAUAAUUAUCCAAUUUUAAAAGAGAAUCUUAGUGUUUCUGGGUUACAUUCACAGUACUUAUAUUAAAUGUUAUUUACUCAUAAGUUUAGUGUUUAACAUGAAAGUUCUUAAGAAGUAAACUUGUUAACAACAAAUUUAUAAACUUUUAACUUAAAACAAAUAUACUAUUGUACAGAUAUCUAUCUUCAUAUAGAUUGUUGUUAAUUAUAACUGGUUAUAAGGUACACAAAUUAACAAAUGCGGUCAAUACUGUAUUACUCUAAAUAUAAUAUUUUGUGAGUGGAAUUAAACAUUUUAGCAGGCAGAAUUGUGUAUUUUAUUUUAUCACUAUUUGAAAUUGUUUCUUUUUAAAAGAAUGAUAGUUUAAAAUUUUUAACUGAAGAACAAAUGCAGUAAAAUUUGCACUUUUUUUUUUACAAGUAUAUGAGUGACCAAUGCAGAGUAUUGUAAAAAAAAUUUUUAUUUUUUUUUCUGAUUGUAUGAGCUUGUAUUAAACUCUAUGAUUUCAAGAUGUAACAUUUGGUUAUGGUAAUUUUCAAUUAUAGAUAUUUAUGACAAUACUAAUUUUUAUAAAAUAAUUAUUUAGUAAAAGUGAAUAAUAGAAGACACGAGUUCUUUUGUUCACAUUUAUAACAUUCUUGGUAAUUUGAUGCAGUGUACAGAUCCCAUCUGUAUUGUGGUAGAGCCAUUUUGAAGUUUCUGAAAAAGCCAAUUUUCUUAAAGCUUUAGCACAGUAGCCUAUUUAGCAUUAAAGUCUAUUGUGAAGAAUGUGGUUAUGCAAUAAAUCAAGUCUUUGGAUUCAUACCAUAA
Limulus polyphemus (Atlantic horseshoe crab) is the source of this 4042-nucleotide messenger RNA. It is a transcript of the gene Synd, whose product is annotated as protein kinase C and casein kinase substrate in neurons protein 1-like. The record is from RefSeq and is a predicted model, not a curated record. The transcript has 11 exons. The coding region runs from base 221 to 1651 and encodes 476 amino acids. Gene Ontology annotation, cellular component: endosome; cytoplasm; plasma membrane. Gene Ontology annotation, biological process: cytoskeleton organization; plasma membrane tubulation; regulation of endocytosis. Lineage: Eukaryota; Metazoa; Arthropoda; Merostomata; Xiphosura; Limulidae. Gene Ontology annotation, molecular function: protein binding; phospholipid binding.